Molecule: messenger RNA, 1993 nt
Organism: Sipha flava (yellow sugarcane aphid)
Lineage: Eukaryota; Metazoa; Arthropoda; Insecta; Hemiptera; Aphididae
Product: sodium-coupled neutral amino acid transporter 9-like
Exons: 12
Coding region: 161-1813 (550 amino acids)
Biological process (GO): amino acid transmembrane transport
Molecular function (GO): amino acid transmembrane transporter activity
Source: RefSeq, a predicted model, not a curated record
UAUAGUAGUGUAACGUAAAAAUAAGACUACAGCAUAGCUCCGAGUGAGUCUUACAAGUGCGUCAGAUUUACGACUGUGUGGAGUGUAUGAAAUAUUAUAUUGUAUCGUUCGCAAAGUAACAAUUUUCAAUGUUUUAAUUAUGAUCGCGUAAAUACCUAUAAUGGGCCGAGUUUCUAAAAAAUCUUUUAAAAGGUCUACCAGACCAAGAGCAAAGUCUAUGAUCACGGAUUGCGAAAUUCAACCGCUUUUAAAUUCCGAUUUGAGCAGAACAAGUUUAGCAGAAAAUGGAUUUAUAUUUAAAUAUGAUUCGGAAAAUAGCGAUUUAGAAAACAAUAAAGCCCCUACUACGCAUUCAAAAGCUAAUGAAUUGUUAUAUCCGUAUUACUUGAGGUAUGCUCGACAUUCAGAGACAUUAUCGUUUAGUUUGGACUAUGACAUAUUAAAUAGACCAAAAUUUUAUCGAAAAUUACAGCCUUAUAUACCUUUGGGCGAUACAAUUACCACUGAACCGUACACCCAAAAUAGUGUUAUUACAAUUUUUUCAAUAUGGAACACUAUUAUGGGAACGUCUAUAUUGGCGAUGCCUUGGAGUGUAGAACAAGCAGGACUAGUAAUGGGUCUGUUCCUCAUGUUUCUCAUAGCCGGGCUUUGCCUGUACACGUCCAAUUGCAUUUUAAAAGUGCAAGUACUUCACGGAAACGAUACCGGAGAAGUAGCCCAAUUGAGUAGAAAACUACUGGGUCCUUGGGCCGAAGUCAUAUCGAAAUUGUUUUCAUUCAUGAUUUUGCUGGGCGCCAACAUAGUCUACUGGAUAUUGAUGUCAAAUUUUUUAUACUAUUCAGUCGGAUACUUUCACGAUUUUUUUUUCGCCGACGAACACACCGGGGCGUUCGAAUUCAACACCACCAAACUAUUAUGUCCAAGCAAUGCGGCCUACAACAACGCCACGGUGAGCGCGACGAGGCCGUGGACGUUGUACGAGAAGAUUUGGGAUCUCCACACGACGGUGCCGGUGUUCCUCAUCGCCAUCGUGGCCCCGCUUCUGAACUUCCGGUCGGCGACGUUCUUCACGAAGUUCAAUUGCUUAGGAACCCUGUCGGUGCUGUACCUGUUCUUUUUCGUCAUCAUCAAGUCGUACAGCUGGGGCAUAAACGUGUCCACACCUGUGGUGGCCGGGUCCACGGACUACUCAGAACUGUACAAGAACACUUUUCCCGCGACUUCGGGCAUGCUCACCCUGUCGAUGUUCAUACACAACAUCAUCAUCACGAUUAUGAGGAACAACGAGCACCAGAAACAUAACGGACGAGAUCUGUCGAUAGCAUUCUCUCUGGUUCUCUUCACGUACAUACUCAUCGGAAUCACUUUUUACGUGUGUUUCCCAUUGGCCAAAUCGUGCAUCGAGGAUAACUUUUUAAACAACUUCCCCAGAACAGAUGUGUUCAGCAUUAUCGCCAGAAUUUUCCUAUUCUUCCAACUAUUGACUGUCUACCCUUUAAUAUCGUACAUGCUAAGAGUUCAAGUGUUUGCAGCUCUCGAAUUAUCAAUUUACCCUAGUGUUUUACACGUCAUUGCACUUAAUUGCCUAGUUAUUAUUAUAUGUGUAUUAUUUGCAAUAUUCAUGCCCCACAUAGGAACUGUCAUAAGAUUCAGUGGAGCGAUUUGUGGAUUCGUAUACAUAUAUACGUUACCAACCAUGUUGCAUUUGUCAUCGCAGAACAGGCGAAAUCUUUUAACAAUAGGAUCAAUCAUAUUCCAUGUUUCAAUAUCAAUACUCGGUUUAGCUAAUCUAAUAGCACAAUUUUUGGUUUAAAGAACAGCUUUGAGCUUUUAACUUAUAACUGUUCAUUUUUAUCAACAUAAAUACUCUUACAUUAAAUUUACAUUCAUAUAAAGCAGUUUUUUAACUGUGAUCUCUUAAUGACAAGAGUGUGAUAUCUAUUGGCAUUCUAUUAUGUAUUUUUUAAACAUAUACUAUUUAUACUAUGUGAAG